Messenger RNA from Lutra lutra (Eurasian river otter), 4921 nucleotides. RefSeq names its product F-box and leucine rich repeat protein 19 (gene FBXL19). Lineage: Eukaryota; Metazoa; Chordata; Mammalia; Carnivora; Mustelidae. The record is from RefSeq and is a predicted model, not a curated record. The coding region runs from base 1248 to 3353 and encodes 701 amino acids. Gene Ontology annotation, molecular function: DNA binding; histone demethylase activity; zinc ion binding. Gene Ontology annotation, biological process: regulation of transcription by RNA polymerase II; protein demethylation. The transcript has 11 exons.
CACAGGAGCUAACCCCUUCCGGCAUGAUGGAUUCCUGGGAUCCCAGAAGAGCUGGGCAGGAAGGAGCCUCGAAAAAGGAACUACCAACACGUGCCCCGUGUCAGGCCCUGAGCUGGGCACUUUCGUGAACAUCGUCCUAACACACCUAACUCUUCUUGGUGGUAGGUAUCAUUAUCCCCAUUUUUCAGAUGAGAAAACCGAGGUUUAGUGACUUCCCAAGGAGGGGCGGGGAUUUUGUAUGACUUCAGAGCCUCUUCCCUGGAGUCCUCACGACCGGGAGGAUAUCGAUACUGAUUCCUUGAGGUUCGGGGGAAUAAGCAUCGGGUGUGAGGCGCCCAGGCUUUCCGAGGGACAACAGCGUGAUGGUACUUUCGGCGAGAACCACGCCUCCCUUGUCGCGACAAUACUGUUUACUGUUGUUUUCCUUUAAGAGCCUUACCCUCAAGGACCCUUAAGAGUCCUUGCCACACGCGGGGGCGAACAUUAUAUAUUCCUUAGAUCUCCCGCACGUCUUUCUCCCUCACCCGCAUUGAGCCCCACUGGUGACAUAAAUUCUCCCCCUCCACUAGCGGGUAGAAGUCGUGGGACUACAAUUCCCGGCAGGUCGUUCGGAAAGAGGUGGUGGGGAGAGGAGGAAAGACACUUUCGCUUUCCGUAGGCUUGCAAUUUGGCGUGUUCGUCGUGAUGCACAUUUCAACAGCCCAUGUCCUUUCUCUGGAGAACUUAGGGACUACGUCCCCCAGCAGGCAUUGCCGCAGAGAGCAAGUGAUGGUCCGCCAUCAUCUUUGUAGUCCUUUCCCGCGUUCUUACAAGAGAACAACCCUAGUGCAUGGACUACAAAUCCCAAGCCGCCAUCUCCCCUUCCCUUCGGCCGCCAUCUUUGCUGGUUGUCCCCGCCCCUUUUCCCUUCCAUUGUCUCCACCGAAGAUAAUAGAGCGGACCUGGGAAGACUGCAACUUCCGUCAGGCUCUGCGCCACCGGGAGGGGGAUCUCGAUGUUACAGGCGGGCGAGGUGCCCAAGGUGGUAGAAUGAGGCGACGCGGAGAGGCCAGGUAGCCUGCCAUCUUUAUGGUAGUCUCCUUAUUCUCGUGGUUCCGCCAUUCUUAAGGCACAUUAGAAGGCCAGAAGACUACUAUUCCCAUCGCACCUCAUAAGACCGACUACUAGUCAGGUGUACGCCCCUCUUCCGCCAUCUUGCUUGUAGUCCUCGUUCCUUUUCACCUUUCCAUUGUUCCUGACGAGUAGAAAUGGCAGCGGGAAGGCAGCAGAUGGACUGCGACUCCCGUCAGCCCUCGGCGUUGCUGACGCCCCCAAUGUCGUCGAGCAGCCGGGGGCCGGGGGCCGGAGCGCGCCGACGCCGAACCCGCUGCCGCCGCUGCCGGGCCUGUGUGCGAACUGAGUGCGGGGACUGCCACUUCUGCCGAGACAUGAAGAAGUUCGGGGGGCCCGGGCGCAUGAAGCAGUCGUGCCUGCUCCGGCAGUGCACUGCCCCCGUGCUCCCACACACAGCUGUGUGCCUCUUGUGUGGGGAGGCUGGGAAGGAGGACACAGUAGAGGGAGAGGAAGAAAAAUUUGGUUUGAGCCUCAUGGAGUGUACAAUCUGCAAUGAGAUCGUCCACCCUGGCUGCCUGAAGAUGGGGAAGGCUGAGGGUGUCAUCAAUGCGGAGAUCCCUAACUGCUGGGAGUGCCCUCGAUGCACCCAGGAAGGCCGGACCAGCAAGCUUCCAUCUCCCCAGGAUUCAGGUGAGGGACCAGGCCGCCGCAGGGCUGACAACGGCGAGGAGGGCGCCAGCCUGGGGAGUGGAUGGAAGCUGACGGAGGAGCCGCCGCUUCCACCACCCCCACCCAGGCGCAAGGGCCCCUUACCUGCUGGGCCCCCCCCAGAGGACGUGCCUGGGCCCCCCAAAAGAAAGGAGAGGGAGGCAGGGAAUGAGCCCCCCACCCCAAGGAAAAAGGUGAAAGGAGGCCGAGAGAGGCACCUGAAGAAGGUGGGUGGAGACGCCUGCCUCCUCCGAGGAUCGGACCCAGGCGGCCCUGGCCUUCUGCCCCCCAGGGUUCUGAAUCCAAGCCAGGCUUUCUCGUCCUGCCACCCUGGGCUCCCUCCCGAGAACUGGGAGAAACCAAAGCCGCCUUUGGCCUCUGCCGAGGGCCCGGCCGUGCCGUCCCCGUCGCCACAGAGGGAGAAGCUCGAGCGUUUCAAGCGUAUGUGCCAGCUGCUGGAGCGGGUGCCCGACACCUCCUCGUCCUCCUCGGACUCGGAUUCCGACUCGGACUCUUCGGGCACAUCGCUGAGUGAGGAUGAGGCCCCUGGCGAGGCCCGGAAUGGGCGACGGCCAGCCCGGGGCAGCUCGGGCGAGAAGGAGAACCGCGGGGGGCGGCGGGCUGUGCGCCCUGGCAGUGGGGGGCCCCUCCUCAGCUGGCCCCUGGGCCCCGCCCCGCCGCCCCGGCCCCCACAGCUGGAGAGGCACGUGGUACGGCCCCCACCUCGAAGCCCUGAGCCCGACACACUGCCUUUGGCUGCUGGAUCCGACCACCCCCUGCCCCGCGCCGCCUGGCUUCGUGUCUUCCAGCACCUCGGGCCCCGAGAGCUGUGCGUUUGCAUGCGAGUCUGCCGGACUUGGAGCCGCUGGUGCUAUGACAAGCGUCUGUGGCCUCGAAUGGAUCUGAGCCGGCGAAAGUCACUGACCCCACCCAUGCUCAGUGGUGUGGUUCGUCGCCAGCCCCGAGCCCUGGACCUCAGCUGGACAGGUGUCUCCAAGAAGCAGCUCAUGUGGCUUCUGAAUCGUCUGCAAGGCCUGCAGGAGCUGGUGCUCUCCGGCUGCUCCUGGCUCUCUGUCUCUGCCCUGGGCUCAGCCCCACUGCCGGCGCUGCGGCUCCUGGAUCUUCGCUGGAUUGAGGAUGUUAAAGACUCCCAGCUCCGCGAGCUGCUCUUGCCUCCACCAGACACCAAACCAGGGCAAACGGAGAGCCGUGGACGGCUGCAGGGGGUAGCAGAGCUGCGCCUGGCAGGCCUGGAGCUGACAGAUGCCUCCCUGCGGCUCCUGCUGCGCCAUGCGCCCCAGCUGAGUGCCCUGGACCUGAGCCACUGCGCCCACGUCGGGGACCCCAGCGUCCACCUCCUCACAGCUCCCACUUCCCCGCUCCGCGAGACCUUGGUGCACCUCAAUCUUGCCGGUUGCCACCGCCUCACGGACCACUGCCUCCCGCUGUUCCGCCGCUGCCCGCGCCUACGCCGCCUAGACCUGCGCUCCUGCCGCCAGCUCUCCCCUGAAGCUUGUGCCCGGCUGGCAGCCGCUGGGCCCCCUGGCCCCUUCCGCUGCCCAGAGGAGAAGCUGCUUCUCAAGGACAGCUAGUUGGGUGCCCCCCACCCUCCCCCAGGACUCAUCAGGAGCCUGGACCUCGGGCCUUCAUUUUAUCCCUGCCAGGAGGCCAGGUUACCCACCUCAUGACUUGGGAUUCCUGCCCAGGGACUCGAGCCAGCCUCCCUCCCCCUCUCUACCCCCUGCACUGAUAUCUCUGGGGGUCUCUCCUUCCCAUCCCCUCUCCCUUCCACCUGCUUCAUUGUCCAUCCCCUGGGGGGAGUGGGUCAGAGGUACGGGGGUGGGUGCUGAGCCAAAGGGAUGGUGGGAGGGGGGGUAAGGUGCAAGUUUGAGGGAGGGAAAUGGGGAAAGGGUAUCUGCACACAGGAUACUGGGAGCCAGGGGGCUGGGGGAGGUGGAGGAUGGGCUGGGGGAGGGGGGCAGAAAGCAGAUCACCAAGGGUUCAGGGAACAAAGACCAGAUACUUGGAGUUGGGGGGUGGGGGUGGGGCCAAAAAGGGAAACCAGAGGAGCAGUUGGGGAUCCACGUGUCAGAGAUUGGGGGGACUCGGGGAACCAGGGGAAAGGCAGGGCUGAGUGAGGGGUGGGGGCAAAGAGCAGGCGUGGGGGCAGUAGUACCCCCUCAGGGGGUCACACCCCUCUCCUUACUCCCUCCCCAGAUUUCAGUUCUUCCCCCCCCCCAACCCUGACUCCUUGAACGUCACUGACAAUGGCAGCUAUUGCGAGGAGUGGGGGCCGCGGGCCUACCCGCUGUUCAGCGUGGCCCAGGGGAGUGGUGAGGGGUACCCCAGCCCCCUGCCCGCCUCCCCGCACAAUACUUGAACAUUCAUCUGUACUGAAGUGUUACUUGAACCGGGGGAACCUCGGACCUGGGGGAGCCGGAGUGAGGGGACUGAUCGGCUUGGACUGAGACUGGACUGGUGGGCACCCAGCUUGGACUGCACCACCCCCCAGGCUCUCUCUUGCUUUACUGUAUUGAGCAGCUCCACCCCUCCUGACCUGAGGUGGGGGUGGGGGUGGGGUGCCAGCCCAAUGAUGGGGGAAGAUGGGACUCCUCCAGCGCGGCUCUUCCCACUCUUUCAUCGUCAUGGAAACUUGUAUCCCAUUUGCCCAGGGAACUGCCACUCCUGGUUGCCAUGGAAAUAGCAGCCAAUGGACACCUCCCGAAGCCAGUGCUAAGGCUGGAAACGGCCCCUCUUAGUUGCCAUGGGAACUUAGUAACAGACUCUUGGCCCGCCCCCACCCCUCCUGGGGUGGGGGCGGGGCUUGGGGAGCCAGGGGGAGGAGUUGGGGCCAGGUCCCGCCCCUCCGUCCAGGCCUCCCCGGGGAGCCGGGAUGUACCAUGUAGGGGAGGGGGGAAUCUAUCCACAUACCUCAGGUAACAGGGAGGUGCGAGGGUGGGGGGAGGGACUGGGCGGACCAAAGGCCGGAGGGGAGGGGGUUCUGGGUAUCGCGAAAGGCUUGAGGAUGGGGCCGCUUGGGGGAGGAGGAGGAGGCAGCCCGGCGGGGGCAAGUGGGGGGGGGGUCCCAGCCGGGCUGGGCCCCUGGGCCCCAGGUCUGUACAAUACGGUUUGCUAUAAAACUCAAAAUCUUCCAGCCAGG